CGGCUGCAGCAGCACUUGCCGGCUCCAGUCAGUAGCUCGCAGCAGUCAGGUCCCAUCCUUGUAACCACCAUGGAUGUCUUCAAGAAAGGUUUUUCCAUUGCCAAGGAAGGUGUGGUGGGUGCCGUGGAAAAGACCAAGCAGGGAGUGACAGAGGCAGCCGAGAAGACCAAGGAGGGGGUCAUGUAUGUGGGUGAUGGAGUGGGCGGGGGCUGAGUCCAGCCCUAAUCCUCUGCAGUGGCUGAGAAGACCAAGGAGCAGGCCAAUGCUGUCAGCGAAGCUGUGGUCAACAGUGUCAACACAGUGGCCACCAAGACCGUGGAGGAGGCAGAAAAUAUUGUGGUCACCACCGGGGUGGUACGCAAGGAAGACUUGGAACAACCUGCUCCUGCACAGGACCAGGAGGCCAAAGAGCAAGAGAAGGAUGAAGAGGCCAAGAGUGGAGGAGACUAGGAUGCUGCCAUCAGCCACAGAGGCCAAAGGGACACCCUUCUGCCUUGGACCCUGUUCCUACCUGGCACAAUAAGUGCCCUGCCUAGAGUGUCCUGCAGGUUGUCUAUGUUCUCUGCUCCCCAGCCUGGUGCCACAAGCCUGUCCACACACGCUGCUGCCAGUGCCAGCGCCCCCUGCUGGCUCCUUUUGCCCUAUGGUCCUUAGGAUCCCACAGACCAGAUG
Cricetulus griseus (Chinese hamster) is the source of this 672-nucleotide messenger RNA. Lineage: Eukaryota; Metazoa; Chordata; Mammalia; Rodentia; Cricetidae. The record is from RefSeq and is a predicted model, not a curated record.